GAUUUUAUAUGAAAAAAGAGGCGAUUCCUCAUUUGGAAUCUUUCUGUUUUUGGUGAAUUAUUGAUGUUCAGAGCGUUCCUUUUAAUAUUGGAUUUCUAGGAGUUUCUCCCGAAAAAAAUCUGCUGCAGUUUGUGUAACAUUAUCCCUAAAAGAACUUGCUUCCUAGUACUUAUCAUUUAGAAUCUUCAAUCACUGAGUUACGUAUUUCUUAUAAGCAUGUUAGCAUUUGACACGUAAGUUGCAGCCCUUUCUUUCUUUUCCCUCCUUUAUCCAUUGUGUUUGGAUUGUUCUUAUAAAUGUUCUUUUCAAUAAAUUGAUUGAAUCAUCACUUUUUGGUUUCUUUGUGGCUUAAAGAGAAUGAGCACAUAAAUUAUAGCAUAUGGCAUUCAAAUUGCAAUGGCAAAACAAGAGAACUUAGUGAUGAUAAUGAUAAAUUCUUUUGCAACCCAACUUAGUGAUGAUAAAUUCUUUUGCGUCCCAACUUAGUGAUGAUAACUUCUUUGCGUCCUAUCUUAUACUUCUUCCACAUGCUAGCCUAUAAAUAUCUUCGUUUGGCAUAUUGUUGUAUCAUUCAAGGAAGUCAAGACACUUGAACCUAGUUCCCAGCUUGUCUAUCAUUUAUUUCCAUCAAAUCUGCUACAUUUUCUUGGGAGAGAGAUGGACUCUAGCCUUUUGCAACGUCAAGUUGCCUACACGAAGAGGUGCUUCUUUGAGCAGGGUUAUCUUGAUCGUGAUCAGUUCACUCAGCUUGAAGAAUUGCAGGAUGAUACAAACCCAAAUUUUGCCGAAGAAAUUGUGUCAUUAUUCUACAAUGAUUCGGCCAGACUCAUCCGGAGCAUUGAACAAACUAUGGUCAGUAAGCCUACGGAUUUUGAAAAGCUUGACAACUACAUGCACCAGUUCAAGGGAAGUAGCUCUAGCAUUGGAGCCAAUAGGGUGACAGAAGCAUGCUCACAGUUUAGAGAAUACUGCUUGGCAGGAAAUCUUGAAGGAUGCAUAAGAAGUUUCCAGGAAGUAAAACAAGAGCAUGAAAUUCUGAAGAAGAAGCUUGAUACCUAUUUCCAGCUAGCUAGACAAGCUGGGAACAAAGGCUGAGAAGGUGGGAGUCACCAAAUUGGGCAUUGGAUGAUAAGAUUAUGCGAAUGAGCCUACACAGCUUUCAUCUUGUCAUUCAUAAGCGCACACAUACACACUCUUUUCCAAUGUUGUAUUGUACAAUUCUCUCCCUAAUUAAAUCUGUUGUUAUUACUCUUUCCAAAAAUAUGUAUCCAUAAUACUAACACCUCUUACCUAUAUCGUU
Molecule: messenger RNA, 1300 nt
Organism: Cucurbita maxima (winter squash)
Lineage: Eukaryota; Viridiplantae; Streptophyta; Magnoliopsida; Cucurbitales; Cucurbitaceae
Product: histidine-containing phosphotransfer protein 4-like
Exons: 6
Coding region: 658-1095 (145 amino acids)
Biological process (GO): phosphorelay signal transduction system; cytokinin-activated signaling pathway; phosphorylation
Cellular component (GO): nucleus; cytoplasm
Molecular function (GO): histidine phosphotransfer kinase activity; protein histidine kinase binding
Source: RefSeq, a predicted model, not a curated record